Molecule: messenger RNA, 4016 nt
Organism: Phyllostomus discolor (pale spear-nosed bat)
Lineage: Eukaryota; Metazoa; Chordata; Mammalia; Chiroptera; Phyllostomidae
Gene: ZFYVE28
Product: zinc finger FYVE-type containing 28
Exons: 13
Coding region: 274-2937 (887 amino acids)
Biological process (GO): negative regulation of epidermal growth factor-activated receptor activity
Cellular component (GO): early endosome membrane
Molecular function (GO): metal ion binding
Source: RefSeq, a predicted model, not a curated record
UCAGCGCAUGUGCAGCGCGGAGCAGCGGGGGCCGGCGGAGUCGCGGGGUGUCAGUGAGCGGCGAGGAGCCGGCGCCCCGUGCCGCGUGAGCCCGUCCGCCCGCGGCUGUCUGCGGGUACGCGUGGCACGCUGCUUGCUGAGCAUCUCCCCGGCCGCGCACCUGUCCGGCACCUGCCCGCCGCCCGCCCGGCGCCCCGGGACCGCCCGCCGCAGCCGGGCCCGGGCGCAGCGCCGCGGAGGGAGGGCCGCCGGGCGGGCCGGGCCGGCGCGGCGAUGAUGCACAGGUUCCGAAAGUGGCUGUACAAACCCAAGAGGUCGGACCCGCAGCUGCUCGCCCAGUUCUACUAUGCCGAUGAGGAGCUGAACCAGGUGGCCGCCGAGCUGGACAGCCUGGACGGGAGGAAGGACCCGCAGCGCUGCACGCUGCUCGUCAGCCAGUUCCGCUCCUGCCAGGACAACGUGCUGAACAUCAUCAACCAGAUCAUGGACCUGUGCAUCCCCCAGGACCGCGCGCCCAGGGACUUCUGCGCCAAGUUCCCCGAGGAGAUCCGGCACGACAACCUGGCCGGCCAGCUGUGGUUCGGUGCCGAGUGCCUGGCCGCCGGCUCCAUCAUCAUGAACCGGGAGCUGGAGAGCGUGGCCAUGCGCCCGCUGGCCAAGGAGCUGACCCGCAGCCUGGAGGGCGUGCGGGGCGCCCUCCGAGACCAGGCGCUGCGGGACCUCAACACCUACACGGAGAAGAUGCGGGAGGCCCUGAGGCACUUCGACGUCCUGUUCGCGGAGUUCGAGCUGAGCUACGUGUCGGCCAUGGUGCCCGUGAAGUCCCCCAGGGAGUACUACGUGCAGCAGGAGGUCAUUGUGCUGUUCUGCGAGACCGUGCAGAGGGCCCUGGACUUCGGGUACCUGACGCAGGACAUGAUCGAUGACUACGAGCCCGCCCUCAUGUUCACCAUCCCCAGGCUGGCCAUCGUGUGCGGCCUCGUGGUCUACGCGGACGGACCCCUGAACUUGGACCGCAAGGUGGAGGACAUGUCCGAGCUGUUCCGGCCCUUCCACACGCUGCUGCGGAAGAUAAGGGACCUGCUGCAGACCCUGACCGAGGACGAGCUGCACGUGCUGGAGAGGAACCUCUGCAUCUCGCAGGACGUGGAGUUCCCCAUCCGGGCCGAUGGGCCGGUGCCGCCCGCCCUGGCGCCUGCCUUCCCCGCGCCCCUGCCCCCCGAGGAGCUGCUGUCCGCCAAGACCAAGACCCCGGAGGCGGAGCUGGCCUGCUCCAUGCAGUACGACGACCAGGAGCUGGAGCAGCUCAACCGCAUGGUGUGCCGGGCUGGGGACGCGAUGUCGUCCCUGCUGUCCCCGCCCAGCGCCUGCCAGUCGCCUGCACGCAGGCCAGGGGCCGAGGACAGCCCCCGGGGCGAGGCCUCCCCAGGCGGCCGGCUGCUGCAGCCGGGCGGCGAGGAGGAGGAGGGAAGGGUGUUCUUCAUGGACGACGUGGACGGGUCGACAGAGGCCCCGGGCAGCCCGGCCGGGUGGACAGGCGGCCCCCGUGCUGAGCCCCGGGAGAGGGGGCGGGGCGGGCAGGCGGGGGCCACAGAGGAGGAGGAAGACGUGGCCAACAACAACAACAACGUUGAGGACGCCAAGGCCUGGGCCGCGGGCCCCGGCUCCUGCAGCUGCCUGGACGCCCCGCGGCCCCUGGACGGCUGGGAGGUGGUCACGGACGACGUGGAGAUGGCCGAGAUGGUCGCCCACCGGACGGGGGGCAUGAAGCUCUCGGCCACGGUCAUCUUCAACCCCAAGUCGCCCACCGCGCUGGACUGCUCCAGCUCCGCCCCGGAAGGCUCGGGAGACGGCGUCUCCCCGUCGGAGCCCGCGGCCGGGGGCGCGGAGGAUGGCUCCCACGAACUCAGUACCGCGGCCGCCAACUGUCUCCUGAACUCCUGCGUGUGCUGCGGGGGCUGUGGGGGCGGCCGGGAGGACACGGCCGAGAGCCUGCAGGACAAGCGCAGCCCCGGGGGCGUCAUCAGCGCCUCCUAUGUGGGCGUGGCCAAGGCCAGUGCCAAGGGUGCAGCCGAGAGACUGGAGGAGGCCCAGCCUGCCCUGGAGACGCUGCCCGAGGGCACCCCAGCCCCCCCGCCCUCGGAAGACACGCCCGACAGCCAGGAGCCCAAAGCCCCUGCUUCCAACAAGUGCCUGGCACUCCCCUCAGGGCCCCCGGCAGACGCAGCAGACGGGUCGCAUGGAGGUGGCGGCGGUGGUCAGCAAAAGGAGCCCAUGGCCAGGCUGCAGGACGCCGGGCAGUCCGCAGAGGCCACGGAGGGGCGCCAGUGCCUGUCAGGGUCCAGUGGCUCCCCGGCCGGGUCCCGCCCGCCAGACGAGACCGCGGCGGAGGCGGCCCCCGUGGCCGCCAGGGAGAAGGUCCGGUCCCGGUUCCACGGCAGCCACGACCUGAUCCAUCGCCUGUUUGUCUGCAUUUCAGGCGUGGCCGACCAGCUGCAGACCAACUACGCCAGUGACCUGAGAAGUAUUCUCAAGACGCUCUUCGAGGUCAUGGCCACCAAGCCAGAACUGGACGACAAGGAGAAGCUGAAGAAGGUCACCCAGACCCUGCGGAGCGCGGCCUUGGAGGACUGUGCCCUGUGCCAGGAGACCCUGUCGUCGUCUGAGCUGUCAGCCAAGACCCGGGACGGGGACCUGGAAGACCCGCCCGAGUGGGUCCCGGACGAGGCCUGCAGCCUGUGUACCGCGUGCAAAGCCCCCUUCACCGUCAUCCGCAGGAAGCACCACUGCCGCAGCUGCGGGAAGAUCUUCUGCUCCCGCUGCUCCCCCCACUCGGCCCCGCUGCCCCGCUAUGGGCAGGUGAAGCCCGUCCGCGUGUGCACGCACUGCUACAUGUUCCACGUCACGCCCUUCUACAGCGACAAGGCGGGCCUGUGACACGCGCUGGCGCCCCCCGGACCGCCAGGGCCCGGGAGGUCUCCCCGGAAGGCCGCCCCCGCUCCCCACCCCUCCACCCAGAUGCUGGUGCCUGGAGGGUUUCCACUGCAUUUCAUCAAGCUGCUGCUGCUGCUGCUGCUGCGGAGACUUCCGGAACGCCCAGGGCCUCCGCGCCGGCCACACUGUCCUCCCCACCUGGCGGGGCCACGAGGAGGUCAGCCUCGGCAGCAGGGGCUCCCGGGGUGCCAGGUGGCUGCCCAGGCAGGACAGGCUCCCCUCCUGCUUGUCCACCUGCCCCGCUGAGGUGCCCCCUGGAGGCUCAGCCACAGCAGAAGGCCUGCUCAGCACAGUGACGGGAAGCGCGGUCGUGGUCUGAGCUCUGGGCAGCUCAGUGCCCGCGGCACACCUGGCCACCGGGACACCUGUCCGACACCUGUCAGGGAGGGUCCGGGCUCACGGCCCCAUGCAGCUUCCCCGUGAGCUCGCCAGCCCAGAGGGACUACGGUGUCCAUCUCCCCGGUGCCCUGAGCCCAAGGCGCCCAGCUCAUCCCCCCGCGCCACGCCUGCCCACCCCUGCAGGGCCUCGGCCCAGCAGCACGCACCCCAUUGUCUCAGUGCUCCUGCAGGGGAGCCCUGCCCGUGCCCAGUCUGUCCGCCCCCAUCCCCCUGCCGAUGGGGAUGGGGCAGCGUGGACACCCGCAGGCCGAGGCGCUGGGGUCUCCACCCAGGCAGCCAAGGACCCAGUGGAGGGUGCCCACCUGCCUGCCGCUACCCCCUUCCCUCUGCGCCCGGGACCCCGGCGCGCCUCCCCGGACCCCGGGGCCACUGGGCCCCGCACGGACACUCCUCAGGCUUAAAUCUCAGGCUUCACAUUGCAAUGACAAUUGCAGCUUUAUUUUUAGAGAGAGGACACGCCUCCUGCUUCUUUUAUAGGAUGAACCCCAGCUACUAUUUAAUGGUGGAAUAUACCUGCAGAAAACGGCUUCUGGGGUCGGGGGGGGGAUUCUGUAUGGAGAUUAUUUUUAUUUUCUAUAUGCUGUGAUUCGAAAUCAUUUCCAUAAAUCUAUUUACGGGUUGCA